Molecule: messenger RNA, 2426 nt
Organism: Drosophila sulfurigaster albostrigata
Lineage: Eukaryota; Metazoa; Arthropoda; Insecta; Diptera; Drosophilidae
Product: arylsulfatase B
Exons: 6
Coding region: 532-2286 (584 amino acids)
Source: RefSeq, a predicted model, not a curated record
UUUUGCCUGGUAGCAUGAAUAAUAUGAUAAAGACAUUCCCCAAAAUGUUUGUUUAUUGUUGACAUUUUCAAUGGGUCUCUAGAGUGUCAUCUAGAAUUGAGACGAUCGAUUCAAACAUACAUAUACAUACAUAUAUGAGUAUAUUUAUGUACGUAAUGGCGUAAUCGUUUUGGAAUCGCUUAAAGUGGUAUCGCUUACAAAUUGAGAUCGACAAACUUGACAUCGAAAUCGUAAUAAAGACGAACGAUGCCGCAUUCUGCUGAUACAGUUCCACUCUGAGCCCACUUACCAAUGUGAGUCGGCACUUUUAUUAUUUUUAGCGACUCAAAAUGUUGCUGUAAUGGAAAUCAAUGUCAAUCGGAUAGACAAAACCCAAAUGGGCAAUCAAUUGCUUGAUGCCGCUGACAUUACAUAAAUACGAGAGUAUUCUUACGUAAUAGCUAAGUCUCGACAUUGUGCAGCAAUUAGAUUGCUAAUGAGCUCUAAUCGCAGCAUCCCAUAAUCACCCAUCUUCCCUCCCGCUAUCAUUCCAUGUUGCAGUUCACAGGCAAAGCACAAGCAAAACCAAAUACAAUGCAAAUGAGUCUCUUGCAACCACCCACAAUUCGAAUGGGUCUGUUGCUCAUUGUCGUCAGCUUCGUUGGUAUAUGUCAAUCAGCGGAUUCACAAAGGCCGCCGAACAUCAUCUUUAUUCUUGCGGAUGAUCUGGGUUUCAAUGAUGUUGGCUUUCGUGGAUCGGCGCAGAUUCCCACGCCGAAUAUCGAUGCUUUGGCCUAUUCAGGUGUCAUAUUGAAUCGUUACUAUGUCAACCCAAUUUGCACGCCCUCGAGAUCAGCUCUCAUGACGGGAAAAUAUCCGAUACAUACAGGGAUGCAACACACGGUGCUUUAUGCCGCUGAACCGCGAGGCUUACCACUGGAUCUAAAAAUAUUGCCACAAUAUCUAAACGAUUUAGGCUACACUUCGCACAUUGCUGGCAAGUGGCAUUUGGGACAUUGGAAGAAGGUUUAUACACCUCUUUAUCGCGGCUUUAGCAGCCACAUAGGUUUCUGGUCGGGUCACCACGAUUACAACGAUCACACAGCAGUGGAGCACGGCUACUGGGGCCUGGACAUGCGCAAUGGAACCGAUGUAGCCUACAAUUUACACGGCCAGCCGACCACAGACGUAAUCACAAAGCAUUCCCUCAAUGUAAUUGCUUCGCAUAAUGCGACAAAGGGUCCGCUCUUUCUUUAUGUGGCUCAUGCGGCGGUUCAUUCAGGGAAUCCGUAUAAUCCACUGCCAGCCAAUGAUGACAUUGUCUCCAAGCUGAGUCACAUUACGAAAUACAAAAGACGAAAAUAUGCAGGUCUUGUCGUGGAAAUGGAUGAUUCUGUGGGCAAGAUUGUGGCCCAACUUCAGAAAUAUCAAAUGCUCGAAAAUUCCAUCAUCGUCUUCUCCACGGACAACGGAGGUCCAGUUGAGGGAUUCAAUUCGAAUUUCGCCUCCAAUUUUCCCUUACGUGGUACCAAAAAUACUCUCUGGGAGGGUGGAGUACGUGGUGCAGCCCUGGUUUGGUCUCCGCGACUUACAAAGCUGCCACGUCUAGCUGAACAAACUAUGCACAUCUCGGACUGGUUGCCCACAUUAGUCGAAGCUGCCGGAGGAAAGCAAGCACUUGGCAAUUUCAGUGCAGCAAACUUGGAUGGAAUGAGCUUGUGGUCCGCCCUGGUCAACGAUAGUAUAUCACCACGCAAGAGUAUUUUGCAUAAUAUCGAUAACAUCUGGGGCAGCUCGGCAAUCACAGUGGACGAGUGGAAGCUGGUGAAUGGCACCAACUACAAUGGGGCUUGGGAUGGCUGGUAUGGAAUGUCAGAGCUACGCAAUCCCAGCGACUACAACUGGGAUCAAGUGACCAAAUGUGUAACAGGUCAGGCUAUGCAAAAGUUGAAGAUGCUACCCUCUAGAGCCGAUCAGAUUCGAUUACGGAGAGCAGCUACACUCCCUUGCCAGAACGACAAACGUGGAGCUGUUUGCAAUCCUUUAAUUGCCCCAUGCCUCUUCCAUUUGGCCAAGGAUCCCUGUGAGAAAAAUAAUCUGGCAAAGCAAUAUCCAAAGGUGCUAGAGCUAUUGUUAAAAGAGCUGCAAUUAGCUAAUGCUACAGCUGUGCCACCAUCAAAUAAACCCGACGAUCCUCGCGGUAAUCCCAGACUUUGGAACUAUACGUGGACUAAUUUCGGAGAUUAUUCUGAUAGCAAGAAUAACAUUAUAACUAAUUCUCCAAUCCUGCUUCAAAAUUGUAUAUGAUAUGACUAAGUAGUUCCCAAUUCUCAAAAGAGAAAGAACUGAGUUUCACAACAUUAAGCAAUUAGAUCAUAGAGAAUUUUGGGCAUUGGUAAUGUUAGGACUUAAGAUCUUUUGAAACUUGUAACAUACGAGUAUUAUAU